AUUUGGCGGUGAUAUAUAACGUCAGCUAGACAAAAUAGGUCAAUUUGUAAAAUGGUAUUGCACGUAAAUCGCUGCGACAUUUGGCUCACUCGCCCUCAAACGCCUGGAAAGCAUUUUCUUGCCGUGUAUCGGCCGGUGAAAUGCCGUGAGUGAGUAAGACGAGGACAGCGCGAUCGAUUGUUCGUCCUUGUCAAACUGACUCGACCCAACCUUCCUGCCCUUGCGCUCGCGCGUACGGUGUUGGUUCGCGAUCUCGCCGCUCGAGGCCUCCAAAGUCAACGCUGGAUUUGUCUCUGGGGCUCCUGCAGACCCUUAAUCGCUGCAUGUGGUUGGCUGCUCUGCGACCUAACCUGUCAGAAGUGAAGCGGAUUUGAGGUCGUGAGUAGUUCUUGAAUACUCGUAUAUUCGUUUUAAGUAUUCGUGUGAUUUUGUUGCGCUCGUUGCGCGUUGCUACUGGGGUACUGGAGACGUAGUGUGUAGAAGAAGAAGAAUUCGACGGUAUAUUCUUCUGGAAGAAAAGCGCAACGUCGACGUCGUGCGUCCGACGUUCGCUGAUCGCGGAACAAAGCUGGCUACUGCGUUUUCCCGAGUUAUCUAUCGGUCGUCACUGCCUGUUAUGCGGUGAACGUCGACAGAAAUUAUAGUAAUACAUAGUAACAGUGACGCUCACUCGACAAGCAUAUAGAAACAAAAUGUCUGGGCAUAGAGGCAGUGGAGGAGCUGGAAGUCAUCAUGGAGGCCCUCCAGGUCUAAAACAGAUUGACUUGGAUCAAAUUUGGGGAGAUUUACGUGAAGGCAUAGAACAAGUUUACAAUAGACAGUGUAUGUCAAAACCAAGAUAUAUAGAAUUAUAUACACAUGUAUAUGAUUAUUGUACAAGUGUUCAUCAACAAUUGACUAGAGCAUCAACCAAGAGUAAGAAAGGGCAAAUCUCACAAGGAGGUGCACAAUUAGUAGGAUUGGAACUAUACAAACGUCUACGUGACUUUCUUAGGAAUUAUCUUAUUAGUUUACUUAAACAUGGGAUUGACUUGAUGGAUGAAGAUGUACUACAAUUUUAUACAAGACAAUGGGAAGAAUAUCAGUUUAGUAGUAAAGUAUUAAAUGGUGUAUGUGCAUAUCUCAAUCGUCAUUGGGUACGCAGAGAAUGUGAGGAAGGGCGGAAAGGAAUUUAUGAAAUUUAUCAAUUAGCCUUGGUUACCUGGAGAGAUAAUUUAUUUAAGCAUUUAAACAAACAGGUUACUAGUGCAGUGCUUAAAUUAAUUGUUCGAGAACGUAAUGGAGAAACAAUUAAUACCCGAUUAGUCAGUGGUGUUAUAAAUUGUUAUGUAGAAUUGGGCUUAAAUGAAGAAGAUCCAGGUGCAAAAGGACAAAACCUAACAGUAUAUAAAGAUUCCUUUGAAAAUCAAUUCCUUGAAGAUACAGAACGUUUCUACUCUAAUGAAAGUUUAAAUUUUCUCAGACAAAAUCCUGUAACAGAAUAUAUGAAAAAGGCGGAACAGAGGUUAUUAGAAGAACAAAAACGAGUUCGCGUUUAUCUACAUCAAACAACUCAUGAACGAUUAGCGAAAACAUGUGAAAGAGUGCUCAUUGAAAAACAUCUAGAUAUAUUUCAUUCUGAGUUCCAGAAUCUUUUGAAUGCUGAUAAAAAUACAGAUUUAGGCAGAAUGUACCAAUUAGUAGCAAGGAUACCGAAUGGCCUUGGAGAAUUAAGAAAUCUUUUAGAAACUCAUAUAGCUAAUCAAGGACUUGCAGCUAUAGAUAAAUGUGGCGACUCUGCGGCUAAUGACCCGAAAGUUUAUGUGAAUACAAUUUUGGAAGUACACAAAAAAUAUAAUGCUUUAGUGCUUGUCGCAUUUAAUAACGAUAGUGGUUUUGUGGCAGCUCUGGAUAAGGCUUGCGGUCGAUUCAUUAAUGCGAAUUCUGUUACAAGAGCAGCAAACAGUAGCAGUAAGUCGCCCGAAUUAUUAGCAAAAUAUUGUGACUUGUUGCUUAAGAAGAGCAGUAAAAAUCCAGAAGAAGCAGAGCUUGAAGAUACUCUCAAUCAAGUCAUGGUAGUAUUUAAAUACAUCGAAGACAAAGAUGUAUUUCAAAAAUUUUAUAGCAAAAUGUUAGCAAAACGAUUGGUGCAACAUAUGUCUGCCAGUGAUGACGCAGAGGCUUCAAUGAUCUCUAAGUUAAAACAAGCUUGUGGAUUUGAAUAUACUUCGAAGUUACAACGCAUGUUUCAGGAUAUUGGUGUAUCAAAAGAUCUAAAUGAACAGUUCAGGAGACACUUAGUAAGAUCUGCUGAACCAUUAGAUGUGGAUUUCAGUAUACAAGUUUUAUCUUCUGGUUCAUGGCCAUUUCAACAAUCCUUCACAUUUUCUUUACCAACAGAGCUAGAACGAUCUGUACAUAGGUUUACUACUUUCUAUAGCUCACAACAUAGUGGUAGAAAGUUAAAUUGGUUAUACAAUAUGUCUAAAGGGGAACUGCAUACUAACUGUUUUAAGAACAGGUAUACAUUGCAAGCCUCGACUUUCCAAAUGGCAGUUUUAUUACAAUAUAAUGGAUCUACAUCAUGGACAAUACAGCAACUGCAUUAUGCAACGCAAAUAAAAAUGGAUUUUUUAUUACAGGUUAUUCAAAUACUUCUAAAAGCCAAACUUUUAACUGCAGCUAGCGAUGAUGUAGCUGAACUGACCCCACUAUCAACGGUAGAACUUUUCACGGGGUACAAGAACAAGAAAUUAAGAGUGAAUAUUAAUAUACCGAUGAAAACGGAAUUAAAGGUUGAACAAGAAACUACACACAAACAUAUAGAAGAAGACAGAAAACUUUUAAUUCAGGCAGCAAUUGUUAGAAUUAUGAAAAUGCGAAAAGUAUUGAAACAUCAACAAUUGGUAGCAGAAGUCUUGAAUCAGUUAAGUUCCAGAUUCAAGCCAAGAGUACAUGUUAUUAAGAAAUGUAUAGAUAUUUUAAUUGAAAAAGAAUAUUUGGAGCGCACAGAGGGUCAGAAGGAUACUUAUAGCUACCUGGCAUGAUCAGUCGAUCUGGGACAACGAUACAGCAGCAAUCAUAUAUGCAUAAUAAAAAAAAUCUUAUAUUAUCAUUGCCACAUACGUAUCAUAUUUAUUUAAGUGUCAAAAUUAACUUUUGCACUUUUUUUCUGUACAUGGAUGCCUUUGUACAUUGUUGUCCUUCUGGUCGCAUUUAGAAUGUCUGAUUACACACGCAUACACACACAUAUACGUAUAUAUACACACAUAUGCAUACGUGUGUGUGUGUGU
Molecule: messenger RNA, 3272 nt
Organism: Harpegnathos saltator (Jerdon's jumping ant)
Lineage: Eukaryota; Metazoa; Arthropoda; Insecta; Hymenoptera; Formicidae
Gene: Cul1
Product: cullin 1
Exons: 13
Coding region: 693-3026 (777 amino acids)
Biological process (GO): ubiquitin-dependent protein catabolic process
Cellular component (GO): cullin-RING ubiquitin ligase complex
Molecular function (GO): ubiquitin protein ligase binding
Source: RefSeq, a predicted model, not a curated record